CUCUCUCUCAUAGACACACACAAGAAGAUGGAGAUUUUACAUUUCAGCCAUGACCAUCCACUGAAUUUCAAGGAUGUGCAAAAGAACGAAGGUACGGAUGUUUUGUGCUAUGGGUGUAAAAAACCAAUCUUAGACCAUGCGUAUUGUUGUAGAGAGUGUGAUUACUUCCUACAUAAGAGCUGUGCAGAACUUAACCGGGAGAUUAAAGAUCCCAUACACCCCGAACACCUUUUAACCCUUGAUGCAGGUUCAAGUUCAUACAUUUGUGAUGCAUGUAAACAAGGUUGGGAUCGGUUCAUUUACUGUUGUUACCAGUGUGACUUUGGCAUCUGCAUGCCGUCAUCGAAGAUAAAGGCACAUCUUAUCAAUGCAACAAAUGUGACAAGUUCCUUUGGGCAACUUCUUCAGUUUACUGUUGUGGCCGCUGUUAGAUAUUUUGUCCAUGUAAAGUGCACAACAUCAAAGGCAAGGUCGUCGAGAGAUGCUGAAAUAAAUAGCAGUAAUAAAGAUGACGAACUUCUUGAAUCUAAUCUAGUAAGUUUACCGGUGAAUGAUGAAUUUGUAGAUUUGGUUAGACAUUUUGUUAAAGAUAUAAACGUUAACAAGUUUGAGAAAGAAACAAAGAUUAAUGAUUGGAGCCAUCAGCAUCCGUUACUUCUUUUCGAUGUGCAAAAUAUCAAUGAGGCUGUGCCCACUUACCAGAUGAGGUUCAACACCCAAGUCACCCUGAACACUUGCUUAAGCUUGGGAGAUUCACUAGCAUCUAUUCGCUCAUCACAUGUGACUGUUGCAACAUGA
Ilex paraguariensis (yerba mate) is the source of this 798-nucleotide messenger RNA. The record is from the annotation of a GenBank genome assembly. Lineage: Eukaryota; Viridiplantae; Streptophyta; Magnoliopsida; Aquifoliales; Aquifoliaceae.